AUGGCUAUGCGGCCAAAUUUCGCAAUUCUUGGUCGAUAUUUUUGUGUUUAUAAUUCACAAAAGUUUGGUAGGAAUGUUAUCCAUUCGAGGUCGUUUUAUUCGUCCAUCUAUCAAGCUACAAGUAAGUUUUAUUUAUAUUUGUUUUGAAAAUAAUUUUAACUUGUACGUAAAUAUGUCAUCAUCAUGACAUCAUAUGAAUUAAUAAAUUCAAUUGUGCAAUUUUAAUGAAGCAAUAUUUUCAUAAUUUCAUGGAUGUGUUUUAGGAGUGCGCCAUACAGAUCACCAAGUUUUUCACUUGGUGGGGCAGGGGGGCGACCGCCCCCCACCUUCACAGAAAAUGACGACUUUUCGGAAAUUUUGACCCAAAAGAGGGCUAAAAACAGCCUUUUCGAGUGCAAAUAGGGGGGUUUGUCGGAAAUUUGAAAGUUUUGUCGGAAAUUUUGGAGGCUUUGCCCCCCACCGGAAAACGUGAAUUUCCGCCAUUGUUUCCUUGACAAGUUUCUUGACGACUUUACUUGCUCGUGUAUAAAGAGAACAAGUUUCUCCAAUUGAUAUUUUUUCUGGGGAGCAUGCCCUGGACCCCCUAGGGUUGUGACUCACAAAUUAUUUUAAAGUUCCCCCCCCCCAAAAAAAAAAAAUCUUGGUGGCACCACUGACUGUUGCUCCCAAAUACCAUCCCAUGAAUGAAAAGAAUGAAUAUUUUGUCACUUGGAAAACAGCUGGUUGACGACCAUCUGCAAUUCUUGCUUGUAAACCCACUUAGAAUUUGUCCAUUCAUCAUUUAGAUAAUAUAAUCAAUAUUUAUGAUGGCCUGGUUGAACAGAAUGUUUUAAGAAACGACGAUCGUCAGCGAUCAGUUAUAAAGAAUCUUCAUCAGUUGAGUGAAGAUAUAAUGAAGCAUAAACCUCGCAAGCCAGGCUUUUUUGAUAAGGUAAUAGUAAAAUCUACACAAUACAACUAGUACGUCGUAUACGAUUCUUAUCCUGACGUACAUACUCAAAUAAAUGUGUGUAAAAUGUGUGUAAUUUUGCCAUAAACUGAUGAACAAGAAUAAUUAGGGACCGGUCAUAAAGUAAAAGCGGGGGGGGGGAAGGGGGCUGGGAAAAUCAUAUAUUUGGUGUCUGCACUUUUGGACUUUAUCUUAAUUUUUCAUACCAAAUUUCGGUACUUAGCCCAAAAAACAGAUAUCUUGUUCUUUGCGCGGAAAUUUUUAACACAAAAAAUGACUGGGGCCCAAUCUUCUGCAUAUUUUUACAUGGCCCACCCUUAUGAUUGUGCUUAACUUUCGAUGAUCCACCCCUUCAACCGUGCUCAAAAAUAGUGACCCACCCCCUAUUUUUCCCAGCUCCCCCCCCUUUUACUUUAUGACUGGUCCAUAGACGGAUUUUGUGGGGGAGGGGGGUGCUACCCCCCAAUAUUAGCUAUAACCCCCCCAAACAAAAUGUCCACCCCUCCAAAAAAAAUUUCAACCCCCCCCAAUAUUCGGCAUAAUAAAAAAUAAUUAAAUAGUCCACUCCAACGUGCAGAGUGUUGAUGAUACAAAAUAAACGUAGGAGUACACUCAAAUAGAAAAAGACGCAAUACUCUGAAACUAUAAUUGCUCCUCGCUUGCAUUCACUGGUUUAUUGGACCAAUUGUAAAGUUUUGAAACUCUAUUAUCUCCCCUGAAUAGAGUUUGCAGUGCCUUGUCAUGCAAAUAGCUUGCUUGCAAAGAACGUUUGGAAAUUUUACGAACAUUAUUUUUAGUUUUAAUUCUUUUAGGAAAUAGUCUUGCCUAGAUUUAAUCUUUACGUCCCAAAUAUUUUUUACAUCGGAGUUGCAUCAUAAAUUGUACUCGGAUUCAAACGACACAAUGUCAAUGAUUUUAUAAAAGUAAAAGCAUAUUGUGUAUUGGCCUAUUGGGUUUACACUUUUACAGCUUCAUUUAACUUUAACUCUCUCAAGUCUCAACAGACAAUCGGACAGGCCAAGUCCAUUGAUAUGACAACUUCAAAAAACGUUUUUUCGAAGCUAGAAAUCAUGAUUUUUUUCAAAUUUUUCCAGGGAUACUUUGUUUUCAGCUCUCUAGACUCCCACUCGCGGCUCUAGUGCUCCACCCCUAGAAUAUAGACCUUACUGGGGUUUGGCGACACUUUGUGUUGCUCAGGGCCUUUUUUAACACACAAGCUGGGAGGGGGGGGGGCAAAUGAGUCCCCCCUUGUGCCCCCCCCCCCACAAAAUCACAUUUUGCCGCCCCCCCAGGAAAAGUCCCUUUUCCCUAAAAUUAUACAAACAAACCAGCGAAGAUUAACAAAUACAUAAACGGAAAGUAAGUUUUAGGCUUCAUCCCUUGUCCUUGUUUAACAAAAUCGAUUUAAAUUGUUACUUUUUUCUAAAUUAUUGUUAAUAAUUUUUUUAUUUUUUGGAUGCUCAGAAUGCAGGAAAUAGCAUUUCCGGGUUUCAAAUUUCAAAAAUUUUCUGGGGAUUAUCCCUCUAAUAAGCCGAUAAAUUACAGUUAAUAUUCUUUUUUACUUUUUGCGCAUUUUUUCCAUCUUUUACUUCAAAUACAAGUAUUGUUAGCAUAAAUUUUAGAGCAAAUUUGGAUGCUCAGAAUGCAGGAAAUGGCAUUUCCAUGCUUCAAAUUUCAAAAAUUUUCUGGGGGAAUACACCCCCACACACCUGACCAUUGUUAUCCUCCUCUAAUAAGUAAUGAUAAAUGAUGGUUAUUUUUUUUUUACUUUUUGUGCGUUUUUUUCUUUAUUUAUUUCAAAUACAAGUAUAGUUAGCAUAAAUUUUGGACCAAAUUUGGAUGCUCAGAAUGCAGGAAGUGACAUUUCCGGGAUUCAAAUUUCAAAAAUUUUCUGGGGGAGUACCCCAGACCCCCCCCCCUAUUCAUGCGUGGUAUAUUGGCCACACACAUGGCCUUCAGCCAUUGCUAUCCCCCUCUAAUAUAUUAUCUCACGGAAAGGUCCCUUUUCAAAAAAUGCCCCCCCCCCAACGGGAAAAUCCUUAAAAAAGGCCCUGGUGUUGCUUCAGUCACCUGCUCGCGGCUCACCCCCCUAAAAUUUCUGGCACCACCCCAGUAAAAAAUAUGAAAAUCCGUCUAUGAUUGCAAAUGCAGGGAAACCUGUUGAUAAAUUUGUAGGAUUCUGACAUUGCUGAGACAAAUGCGUUUGUCCCGAUGUGGAACUGCUUUCCGAAUGAAGGGUGGUAG
Messenger RNA from Paramuricea clavata, 3193 nucleotides. Lineage: Eukaryota; Metazoa; Cnidaria; Anthozoa; Malacalcyonacea; Plexauridae. The record is from the annotation of a GenBank genome assembly.